AACUUAAAACCGUUAUUUACUAAAAUCAAAUAAUAAUUUUUGAUGCCAGUCUGUCCGCCAAUUUCAACAACAAUAAUAUCGUAUUUUUGAUAUUUUUACCUUUCGUUAAAGAUUCUAAAGAUAUGGCGAAUGCAUACGACUUCAUUCGUGCUGCGGCAUUGGUGAUAGGUUUAGGGUAUUCCGCUCAACAAGAUAGAAAAUCAUGGAUUUGGGGAGAUUCCGUGCUAUGGGGUGCCUAUGCGUUGGGUCUUUUCUUUUUUCCAGGAAUGUUGUUUCCAGGAAGUGAAAAUGCAAUGAUGUGUUACAUUACCCGGGUAUUUGCUUCAGUCCUCAUAGGAGUGGGAGCACUUUGGUACUUGACAAGAAAGACAAGAGAUGAAAAUGUGAUCGGGGUCAAUCUUUGGUCAAGACUUAUUAGUAGUUUGCUGCUAUUGACAUUUUUGAUAUACACAUACUUCCAGCAAGACAGCAAACUUACGGAGAAGACUAUGUAUUUUGACAUGUUGGCAUACGGGAUGUUGCUAAUGACAACAGUGUACCAGUUCUGGCGUGGAGAGUAUCGCGUUGGAGGUAGAGAACAAAAAGGCAAUCUCAGCAUGCUGUUCAGAAUGAUGUUCCUCUUAAUGUUUAUGGCAGGACUGUGUGACAUGACCUUCCCAUCCUGGGUCAUUCCGUUCAAGAAAUUGGCUCCCAUGGAGUCACUUGCAGUAAGGUGUACAGGUGCUCUGAUAUUUGGAUGCUCGUUCUUAGCUUUAUAUGCACCCAGCUUCAGAUAUGAUGAUGACAAAAGCUCCCUCCUUCUAUCAACUCUUGUUACUAUGGUGUUUUACUUUAUCAGUUUAAACGUGGCCUACUUUAAGGACGAUCUAUUCAGUCAUCAGGAAACACUAAUCAUGCAUGCAGGUAUGCUACCGCUGGUUAUCCUGAUGCUCGGCUUGUAUAUUCUCUGGGGGAGAGACGCCGGGACACAGUCGGAAUAUAAUCUCAGAUCUAAAUCUAAUUGAAAUGUGUAUUUUGAAACUGUCUUGUUUUAAUUCCUGAGUGCUCUUAUAAUGUCAAAAAAAUUUUACUUGAUAUUUGUGCGGUCAUAUAUUUUCUGUCUAUUUUUUUUAUUCCAAUUGAACUGCUGAAUGAUAUUUGUUUAAAUUUCCAUCAUAUGAGCUUGAGGGUUAAAAAAUUAUGCAAGUCACCAUUGCCUCUUGUAGAUUUAGGGUCUGGGAGGAAUAUCAUUAUCCAACCUUCUUAAACAGUCUUCCUUUUUCGUUGAAUUGUGUAAUUGUUACAAAUUAUUGCAUUAUAAUAUUUAAUAGCAAUCAGUUAUAUGAUACUAUGUACAUUUAAUUGUUAACAAUUUUCUGUUUCAAUGGUGAUUCUUGCAUUCAUAACUUUUAAGUAACUUUUUAGGGGCGACUUCAAAAAUUUCUUUUUAAUAUAAUCUUGGAGAAAGUUAAUCUCAUUUGUAAAAAAAUUUUAUCAGUAGUUCCAAAGUUACCAUAGAGAUAGUUGGAAAUAUAAUUUUGAUAUUUCUGUUACUGAUAGUCCAACAAAAUUACAUGAACAACCAGCAAGUAUCAAAUUUUGAGGGCUUGGUGCAAAACUAUUGUAACUACCUUGAUUUAUGUAAGCAUUUACAAUAGUUUUGCACCAAACCCUCACAAUGUUUAUUAAUUCUGCUAGCAGGAAUGAUAUCAUACUAUGUAACCAGUAUAAUAAACCAGGCUUUCCUGAUUGUGGAUUUAACUCAAUUAGUCACUACAGUGUUGGAGCAGUACCUCCAGACUCUUGCAGAAAUCAUGAUCAUAAAAUAGAAAAAUAUUACUUUUUACACAGAUUUUUACAAUUUUCAUUCAUCAUCAUAUAUAAUUCGAUGUGAACAGAUGCAUUGGGAGUCUUAAGUGCAUUUCAGUGGAUGAAAAGGCAAGAUUUUAGCAUUUAAUUGUUUAAGCUCCUUGUCCAGUAAUACAACAUUUAGAGUGGUGCUCUAACACAUUUUAGUUUCACACAAUAAUUGUGAAGUCUUACAAGGCUUAAUAUUGCAAGCUGCUCAAUUUCAAUAUUGAAUUUAACUGGUUAUAUAAGUGUAUCAGUACUCUGGGUAUUCUGGAGAAAUAAGUCAAAAGAGGAAGAUAAUAUAAAAGCUCUAGGUAAAAAGGCAGCAAGAUUUUGAAAAUUCAGGUAAUUCAUCAAUCACUUGUAGUUAGAUAAUAUAUUUUGUUUGAAUGACCAUGAAAAAGUGGACAAUAUAAAAAUGAUGGUUUAUUUGCUUGUAUUGAUGUAUCACAUGUAUAAUUUGAAGUAUUUAAGAGAAUUUUAAACUGCUGUACAAAAAUCUUGAACUGCCUUUUCACAAUGUUCAGGAGUUUUUUUUUGUACAUUUUCUUGAGUGUACAAAGCUAUUAUCUCGUGAAAUAUUCCUAAAAAAGUUAUAAACAGUAAAGUUAAGAUGUUUUCAAGAAGAAGAAAAAAUUAACAACUGACUAUAUAUAGUUUUAUACACUUUAAUAUUUUAGUGGCUUUAUUUAUGUUAUAAAAGUACACAUGUAUAUUUUCAAUAUGUCAAUGUCUUGCAUAAGUACAUGUAGGCCUUCAGGCAGAGUUGAUAGAUAGUUUCUGAAUGGAGCUUUUAGUAAUUUUGGUUAAAGCAGCAUGCCUCUAGAUUUAUGCAAAUUUUCGUGAAAAAUUUAAAAAUGUAUUUUAAAUAUUGUGAAGUGAACAAAGAAAAUAAUUUACACAUUGCAAACAGCUAUUGCAGUUGACGUAAUUUUACCAAAAAGAGGUCAAAAUAAGCAAAAAUAACCCUUACUUCGUUAGUGACACAAUAUAUGGUGAGAAAUCUACAAUUUCAGUCCAUAAUUGCACAAAAUAAAGUUUUUACAUGUACUUGGAUCAUAAAUCUUUUUAUUUUUCUUAAAAUCAUUUUUGUCAUUUUUUAUUUUCUUGAAAUAAUUUGGCUAACCUGAAGGCAUGCAGCUUUAAAGACAUUCUCAUCUGUACAUACAUGUAGCCACCAAUGUAUAAUAGUAACCUAUAGUACUCUUACUCGUAAUGAUAAACAACACACACAUGUAUGUUAUAUCAAUCUGACUAAAGUUCAGAUCUACUUUAAUAUUUCUUGCAUGAAGAUAUGAUUGCCACCAUAUUUGUUUCACCUUCAUCAUGAUUUGGAUUUCACGAGAAAGCUUUUUUUAGCCAUUUAAUCAAACCAUACUUAAAAGAUAGGCAUUAGAUGAAGUAUCAAAAUAUUGUUGUCCAUGGAAGUAAACCAAAUUGUUGAUUUUUGUUAGAAAAAUUUUUUUGAAAAUGAUAGACUCAAUUUUCAAUAGGCUAGAUUGUUUUGCCGGCUAUAUGGACAACACCAUGUUUGUUCUCAAAAUCGUGAAAAUUAACUACUCAGUAUUGGUUUUCCAGUGAUUAAAAUUAGAAACGGCAUUGCUUUCAAAGUUGUGAAAUAUCGCUGAUGAUAGGCUGUUGGAAAGGUCACAAGGUGACAAUUUUUUUGGUGGUUGUCAGAUCCUAAUGCAUGACUUUAAUCAGAUUAUAUGUUAUAUAUACAGUUCAUAUGUGUGUUAUUUAUAUGUGUUCAGUUAUGGUGAAAAUCAAAGAUUAUAUUCAGGUAUAUUUUGAGACAUUUUUAUAACUAAUACAAAGGCAGCAAUAAAUUACGCAAUUUUCUUCAUUUUUUAAAGUUUAAAUCACAUGUUAUUACAUACUUUAACAAUUGUAGAUUGUAGUUGGCACCAUGUAUGUUUUGUGAAUGUAUUGUAACCAUUGUUUGAUACAUGUACAUGUUUUGUGUACUUUAUUUAUCAUGAUUAUAAACUAAGAGAAUAUAAGAUAGUUUACCCAACUACAUGGGUCAAACACUUGUUUAGCCAUAUUUUUAUCCAAUGACAAAAUAGAUAUAAAUAGGCACCUUGUUAUUUUGAAAGAGCCAUAUGGAAUUUAAAUGACCUCUUUAUUUUUGGUAAUAUAUAAGCUACUAAAAUUUCAAAAAAGACAAAAAAAGGUACAACAUUUGAUGAAAACAAAGUAACAUGUUUCUCUGAGUUUCUGUGUGUAUUAUGUCUGAUACAUGUAUAUUUAGAGCUUUUUGGGGGCAAUGUUCUGUUUUAGAAAGAGAUAAACUAUAGUGUGAGAUAGAGGCAAAAUGGUUGUAUCUCUGUUUGUAUGUCUUACGAGUUACAACGAUUUUACACUAACCCUUCUGUAUGAGGAAUUAAACCAUUUUCUUUUUUUUAAUAAACAGUACUAUUGUAUAAAGUCUUAUCCUCUAUGUACUCCCAUUAUUGACGUUCGUGUAAUAAUAAAAAAUUGUAAUUUUUGUAGAA
This is a messenger RNA of Ruditapes philippinarum (Manila clam), 4328 nucleotides long. RefSeq lists its product as uncharacterized. The record is from RefSeq and is a predicted model, not a curated record. Bases 123 to 1004 code for a protein of 293 amino acids. The transcript is spliced from 6 exons. NCBI's taxonomy places the organism in Eukaryota, Metazoa, Mollusca, Bivalvia, Venerida, Veneridae.